Messenger RNA from Telopea speciosissima, 1984 nucleotides. RefSeq names its product myb family transcription factor PHL8-like. The record is from RefSeq and is a predicted model, not a curated record. NCBI's taxonomy places the organism in Eukaryota, Viridiplantae, Streptophyta, Magnoliopsida, Proteales, Proteaceae. The coding region runs from base 792 to 1853 and encodes 353 amino acids. The transcript is spliced from 6 exons. Gene Ontology annotation, molecular function: DNA binding; DNA-binding transcription factor activity.
UUUUCCAUUAUCUAUUCAUUAAUAAAAGUAAGAUAAGUUUCUGUCUUUAAGAUCUAAGACUAGAUUCUUUGAUUCCCUCCCCCCUAGAAAGAACAAAAAGAAUCUGCCACCCACUCCGCAAUCCACAUCUUCCUUGGAAAGAAGGGGAAGUGGUGUGAAGAAAGGAAAAGAGAAAAAACUAUCUGACGGAUUUUAUCUUUCAGUCACUUAAAAGAGAAAAAAUUAAAAGGAAAGAAAAUCAAAUAAAGUAUUCCCAUUAAUUUCCUUCAAUGCUUCUCACUGGGGGAAAAAAAAAGUUGAACCCAUUAUUCAUCAUGGUGGGGCUACCAAAUGAAGCAAAGAAUCGAGCAAAGAGAGUAGUAAAAGGAGAAGUGGGAAAACAGCAAGAACAUAAAACAAUCCAGACACUUUUCCUCUUUUCUCUCCUUUUGAGACUAAAUUGAAACUGUACUACUUUCUCUGUGUUUGCUGCCUCAGAGAUUCUCUCCUCCUCUUUCAAGUCAAUAAAAGAAAGGAAAAUUAAGGAGGAAAAGAAAGAAAAAAAAAAAAAGAUGACAUGGAGUGGAAGAUGAGAGAGAAAGAAAGAAAGAAAGAAAGAGUCCCAGCUCAUUGCAUAUAUUCUCUCCUACAUAACCUAUGUUUCCAGCUAUGGAGGGAGAACAAAGGGACAGGAGACUCAACCCAAAUUAUAAAGAGAACUACAGCUGCCAUACGUUGAAGCAAAGUUGCAGGAAUCUAAAACCUAUGUUUAAUUGUCAGUCUUCAGAGGGGUUCUGAUUCACAAAACCGAAAUGGGUCUACAGAGAAUGCAAAACCAUGAUAUGGGUCUGGUUCUGUCUACUGAUGCAAAGCCUAGGCUAAAAUGGACUCCAGAACUUCAUCAGCGAUUCAUCGAAGCAGUUACUCAUCUUGGCGGAGCAGACAAGGCGACACCUAAGACUCUGAUGAGAUUGAUGUGUAUCCCUGGGCUUACAUUGUACCAUCUAAAGAGCCACUUACAGAAAUACAGGCUUGGGAAGAAUCAGCAGUCAGAAACUAGUAGUGACAAUAACCAAGAAGAGGUAGAAUGCAGAGAAGCUGAGAUUCGGAGUGGCCAGACCAGUGGGGAAAUCAUCUGUAGAAACAACAAUAAUCAGAUGAAUGAGAGUUUACAGAUAGCGCAGGCUCUGCAGAUGCAAAUGGAAGUGCAGAAGAAACUUCAUGAACAGGUUGAGGUGCAGAGACAUUUGCAGCUGAGGAUUGAAGCUCAAGGGAAGUACUUACAAUCAGUACUAAAGAAAGCACAGGAAACACUUGCAGGAUACAGUUCAUCUGUGGGAAUAGAAGCUGCGAAAGCCGAACUAUCUCAAUUGGUCUCCAUGGUGGACUCUCGAUGCCCGAGUCCUCCUUCAUUAUCAGGGUUAACAGAAACAGGGUAUCUUUUCAGCCCACAAAGCUCAAGGAAGAGACCAAUGAGAUGCAUAGAUUGUUCCAUGGAUAGUUCAUUAACUUCCUCUGAAAGCUCAGCAAGAAAAGAUGCAAAUCUACAAAAGGAAGAGGAUGGAGAUGUCCAUGGCUCCAAAGAACCUUCUGUUCUUCUUCCAUCAAUGGAGAUGAACACAGAUGGACACGAGACCAGAUCAGAUGAUCAGAUUGGGGAACAAAAGAGAACUGGAAGUACCAUUUCUGAUGACAAUUGUGUUGAUCAACCAUCAACCAAAAGACUAUCAACCCAUAAAGAGAGGCCUUCUAAAAGCUUUAGGGAGUUCAGAUUGCCACAGGAGUUUGAUCUGAACAGCCAAUAUCUGGGUGAGAUGGAUUCAAACUGCCAUGAGCUUGACCUCAACUGCAAGGAACCUGAGCCAAGUCUCUGAGUAUCUGAAGCAUUAGCAUUUUGGCGCCUAAUUUAUUCUCUGAAGUGAGUUCAUAUAGUUUACAAACUUAUACACCAUAGACUGUAUAGCCAGGUGGUCAUUGGCUCAUAAAAUAUUCAUAGUGUUCAUGU